AUGGAGUCGCGAUACGAAGCAACGGUUGCUAAAACUGCUAGACUUCGUGAAAACGGCUAUGAAGUAAUUGAGAUGUGGGAGUGUGAGUUUAAAAACACGCUAACACCCGAAAUAGAAUCAUAUGCCGAGAAUCACCGUCUUCUUUCUCUAUUACCCUUAAACCCUAGAGACGCAUUUUAUGGUGGUAGAACAGGUGCCACAAAAUUGUAUUAUAAAGUUAAGGAAGAUGAGAAAAUAAAAUAUGUUGAUGUUUGUUCGUUGUACCCCUGGGUUAAUAAGUAUGGCAAAUACCCUGUAGGGCAUCCUGAAGUCAUUUUAGGUGAUGAUUGUAAUCGUCUGGACUUAAAUAAAACUGACGGAAUAAUAAAAUGUAAAAUUCUUCCUCCUCAAGAACUUUACCACCCCGUAUUACCUUUGAAAUCAAAUAACAAAUUAAUGUUUCCUCUUUGUCGUACCUGUUGUCAACAUAUGAGCGAUGAAUGUGAACAUACGGAAGACGAAAGAGCUUUAACGGGUACCUGGGUAAUUGAUGAAGUGCUAAAAAGUUUAGAAAAAGGAUAUAAAAUUGUUGAGAUUUACGAAAUUUGGAAAUAUAAAAUUGAACAAUAUAACCCAAACACUAAAAGCGGUGGUCUGUUUGCUGAUUACAUUUCUACUUUUCUUAAAUUAAAACAACAGGCUUCAGGACUACCUACUGAUUGUAAUUCCGAUGAGAAAAAAGAAAAAUAUAUUAAAGAUUAUUUUGAAAGAGAAGGGGUUAGGUUAGAACCUAAGGAAAUAGAGUUUAACCCAGGCCUUCGCCAAGUAGGUAAAUCAGUAAUCACAUCAUUUUGGGGUAAACUAGGGCAGCGUGAAAACCAGAUGAAAACAUCUAUUGUAAAGGACCCAUCAGAAUUUUUCGACUUGCUAUCAGGUUCAUUUGUAGAAGUACAUAAUAUAUAUCCUAUAAAUGAAAAUGUGCUUAUAGUAAACUGGAUGUAUAAAGAGGAAGCUUACGAUCCUUUGCCUACUGUUAACGUUGCACUAGCAGCAUAUACCACUGCUCAAGCACGGCUAAAACUUUACAGCUAUUUGGAAAUGCUCGAGGAUAGAGUGUUGUACUAUGAUACAGAUAGUAUCAUUUAUAUAAGUAAACCGAAUACGCUCGAUAUACCUUUAGGAUCUUUUCUCGGUGAAAUGACCGAUGAGUUAGAAGAAUAUGGACAGGGUAGUUUCAUCACACAAUUUGUUUCCGGAGGUCCUAAAUUAUAUGCUUAUCGCGUAUAUUUACCUGAAAAAAACGAAUACCAUGAUACAAUUAAAGCAAAAGGUAUAACAAUAAACCACAAAACAUCCAAGACUGUCAACUUCGAGAAGCUUAGAGAUAUGGUUCUAGAUGAUGCCCCUCCAGAAUAUAUAUCUACAAAAAAUAUUUUAAGAACUCAGUGUCAUGAAGUCAUUACGAAAGAAAUUACUAAGGUUUUUCGUACUAAUUUUAGAAAACGAAGACGUGUCGGGGACUAUGAUUCUGUACCCUUCGGUUAUAAAAGAUCAAAACUCGAAACAAGUUAA
Molecule: messenger RNA, 1551 nt
Organism: Anoplophora glabripennis (Asian longhorned beetle)
Lineage: Eukaryota; Metazoa; Arthropoda; Insecta; Coleoptera; Cerambycidae
Exons: 1
Coding region: 1-1551 (516 amino acids)
Biological process (GO): DNA replication
Molecular function (GO): DNA-directed DNA polymerase activity; nucleotide binding; DNA binding
Source: RefSeq, a predicted model, not a curated record